AUGCACCCAAAUGCACUGGGUGGUGACCAGAGACGGGAUGACAUUGGAUUUGAUCAAUUUCUUCCAAUAAUGUACCUGCUGCCGAAUCUGUACCUGCGGUUCUAUCAGAUGUGGGCGGCUAUUUUUCAACCCCCCUUGACCUCCGAGGCUAUAACCCCAUCCCAAGUGCCGAGGAAUGUACCAGACCGCGUUCUUAGCGCUAUAUCGUUAUUUAUCCCUCAUCCUACAGUUUCAACCCUCGGGGGCUCUAGGGAAGAGGACAACCGAAUUGCUCUGGAGGACUCAUUUGAACCGUCACAGGGAACAGACGGCGCAAUAAUGACAAACGUGAAUAGUGCUUUGGUAGAAAGCGCAGCUCCUCAUCUAGUACUUAUUACUGGCACAGAUACUGCAACGUCUGAGGUGGUGGUGAUAGGAGCCUACCUACCCCCAGGGUCUACGGGAGUAGCUUUGCAUCUCUUCUUCCAGCUGCAGCCACGAUUCCGUCUUCUCCGAUGGAAUGGUGGUUCCAAAGGGCUGAUGGACAGGAUGUACGCGGAUGAUGAAUCUCUGUCCGAGGCAAAUUCUGUUUCCGAAACCAGUGACGACUCCAGAAUGAGAAGCCCAUUUGGGAUAAAUCACCCGAAUAAUGGAUGCAUUUACCUCAAAGUCGACUCAGUGAAAAAGCUUGCUUAUUUGGCCGACCAUGCUAAAGGCCGGGAAGGGCUUCUCGAAGUUGCAUUCAGUCACCUCAGUGUUCUGGGUGUUUCGGGUGGCGGGCCCGCUGUGCUUCCAGGUCUUGCGGAAACCUGUUCGACGAAUGUUCUUCCAGGGUCAUUCAGAACCCCCCAGAAGUCAGGAUUUACGGGAAAGAACUCAAGGAGCGAAUAA
Messenger RNA from Penicillium samsonianum, 870 nucleotides. RefSeq lists its product as uncharacterized. NCBI's taxonomy places the organism in Eukaryota, Fungi, Ascomycota, Eurotiomycetes, Eurotiales, Aspergillaceae. The record is from RefSeq and is a predicted model, not a curated record. The transcript is spliced from 2 exons. Bases 1 to 870 code for a protein of 289 amino acids.